CGUCAUUGAGCUCGCUCACUCAGCGCCUCCCUUCAUUAUCGACACGAAGCCCUCUGCGUGGCACAGGCUGGUCUCCUGCGCCACCUUCGUGAGGGGCCCCUGCUUGUGUCACAUCUUGUGUCACUUGGGAAGCUUCAUUCACAACCUUGACCACCCCACCGCCACCCUCAAUCGACGCCGAUACCUCCUCAUCCUUGCCACCCCUCUGCUCCUCUCCGUUGCUGUCGCUCGGCAGCCAGAGGCUCAGCCCCACGCCGCUCCCCAGCAGCGACGUUACCACAGCCAGCUCAGCUGCGGUAGGGAUUUUGAAGCCACCGAAGUCGAGGCAUAUCUUCCCUCCGAUGAACCCCAGCACCAGACCGAUGGCCGGCUCCAGGUACUGCAGCGACGCCAGACCCUCAGCCAGCAAAAAGUACAGCGAACGGAGGCCCAGGAUGGCGAACAGGUUCGAGCUGUAUGACACGAGCACGUCCUGACAUACACACACACACACACAGGGAGGGAGGGAGGGAGGGAGACGACAGGUGACACACACAGCGGAUCCAUUUGCGCGUUUGUAGCGAUUCAUUCGUUGCUACCUGUGUGAUUCCCAGGACUGCGGGCACUGAGUCCGUGGCGAAGACGAUGUCCGACAGCUCGAUCACACACAAAGUGAGGAACAGCGGCGUGGCCACAGUCUUCAGCACCAUGUUGCCCGUCGAUGGAUCUUUCUCCUGUCAGUGACACAACACAACACAACACUGCGCACACACCGACCAGCUUCGUGGGAUCGGGUCUCACCUCGAUCUCAGUGAAGAACUUCUCGCCGUCGUAAUGGUCGCUAAAGCUCAUGAACCGCUUGACGAACUUGACAAUCUGCACACACACGCACAAGCAGAUGAAUGGAAUUCCCACAUGUGUGUCGUGUGGUGGGUGCGAGCAUCACCUGGUUGUCAGCGAGGUCCUCGUUGUCGUCCUCGUCCUUCUCACCGACGCCGAAGUAAGGCAAGAGCGUCUGGACACGCACACAGUCACAGAUGUUGCCGUCAUCGGCGUCAGCUCGCCGGCUCGCUGGCUGGCUGCCUAUAGCUGCCUGGCUGGCUGGCACGCUCACUGAAGCGCUAUUCCACAGCAGGACAGCGGCAAACACCAGGAACAGCGGCCUGAACCUUUCCAGGAGCUCAGUGCCGACAAACAGAAAAGUAAACCUGUACACGACACAAACACAACACAAACACAACGGACAGAUAUAUGCGUCCAAAUCGACCGGCUGCGGUACAUGUGUACCUCAGGACAGCUGCGGUUAGAAACCCCCAGUUCAGCACUCUCGGUUGACUCGACAGGGGCACCUUGAAGUAACUGACGACACACAUGGAUGAGACCGACGGGACGCAUUCGCCAGGUUGCGUGUCACGUCACUGACUUGAAGAUGAUGAGAAAGACAAAGAGAUUAUCCACAGACAGGCUGCAUUCGGACACGCAACGCAACGUCCAUCACACACCGGCACACAGGCAGAGUAGUGUGGUGUGGCGGAGAGAUGGACAUACGGCCGAACAUACACACCUGUACUCAGUAAGGUAGGCAGCAAAGAACUCGAGACCAGCUUCCGGAGAUUUGAACACAAAGACGCCUACAUGACCGAACCAGACAGACCCACAGUCACACAUAACGGCAGGAAAGAUGAUGGAAAGCGCCGCUCUACCUGCGCCGAAGAGGACUGCAGCCAGCACGUAGAGCGACAGGUUGCGGACAGCUGCCUGUAUCUCGCCUGCAUCGGCUUCCCCAGCCACCAAGGUGCUUCCAGGAACGUUGCCUGCGACGAGCGAGAGGCAGCAAACCGCAAGUGAGAAGAGCACAGUGACAGCUCUGCAGGCAACACGCACACGCACCUCUCCCGUACGACUGUACAAGCGCCUCAAGCUCCUGAGUAAUGAAUGACACACAAAACAUACACGAACGAAAGGCAUGACGCCGAGCAAUCCGCCGUGACUGUUGCGUCCUCGGUGCUCACCUCAGAUUCCCCGCUGCGCUUGGUCUCCACUUGACUCGCAGGAGCGGCAGCUGGGCUGUGCUCCCUUGGCUCCAUUGGUUGAGCGUUGACCUUCCUCUGCGCCCCCUCGUCGGAGGGCGACGCUGACAUUGUCAGCCGCAGAGGACCCCUUCCCCUCCAUCUGCUUUGCAGAUCCAUUGCAUCGCCCGAGGGCGCCAUCGGUCUCGGUAUUCUUGAGAGCCGUGGAGGCCUCGACAGCGACGUGACAGCAUGUCCUGAACGUAGAACGGAGUUGACGAACGAUGCACCAGAAGGCAUUUGACGCGGGAGAGCAGCUCCUUCUGCCCUCAAUAACACGCCAUCGUCUGCCCUUGCUCCUCUGCUCGACAUCCACCCAGUGCAAACGACGAGGGACAGACCGACCCAUCCUUGUCCAGCCAUCGCAGCUGUCGAAAAAUCGUCGAAUGCCCAAGAUCAACAGCAAUGACGCAUCCUCCAGGGCAGGGUCCGCAAAAAGCGCGUAUUGCCGGAAGGACACGGGCGACCAC
This is a messenger RNA of Vitrella brassicaformis, 2518 nucleotides long. Lineage: Eukaryota; Vitrellaceae. The record is from the annotation of a GenBank genome assembly.